Messenger RNA from Juglans microcarpa x Juglans regia, 1863 nucleotides. Its product is annotated as cytochrome P450 78A4-like. NCBI's taxonomy places the organism in Eukaryota, Viridiplantae, Streptophyta, Magnoliopsida, Fagales, Juglandaceae. Gene Ontology annotation, molecular function: heme binding; iron ion binding; monooxygenase activity. The transcript is spliced from 2 exons. Bases 97 to 1671 code for a protein of 524 amino acids. The record is from RefSeq and is a predicted model, not a curated record.
UCCAACAACAGACGUCUAUCUCGUCUCUAGACAAUUCCAUUUGCUUUCUCAAUAUAUAUCUAGUCCUUUCGCAGCUUUCAGCUCUUUGGACAAAACAUGGCCGACUCCGUCGUGCUAGCCAACCUCUCUCUUUUAUUGCUUUGCAUUGUAGCCACACACCUAAGUACUGAUCCAUGGCCUCUAAUUAUCACAAUCCUUUUACCGUGUUUGUUUAUGAUCUUAGCAAUCCUCCUAAAUUAUUGGCUUGUCCCGGGGGGCUUUGCAUGGAGAAACCACCAUCAAAACUCUCCCAAACUUCGAGGUCCGUCUGGUUGGCCAAUAUUGGGUACCUUACCCAACCAAAUGAGCGCUCUUGCUCAUCGUAAGUUGGCUGCCAUGGCUUCCUCUCAUGGUGCUACUCGGCUUAUGGCAUUCAGUCUAGGAACCACGCGUGCAAUCAUCAGCAGCCAUCCGGAGACCGCAAAGGAAAUCCUAUGCGGGUCUUCUUUUUCAGAUCGGCCCAUGAAAAUCUCUGCUCGUUUACUCAUGUUUGAGCGCGCCAUUGGCUUCGCUCCUGCCGGUGACUAUUGGCGUCAUCUUCGUAGGAUUGCUGCAAAUUACAUGUUCUCCCCUAGGAGAAUUUCUGGGCUAGAGGCACUAAGGCAACGCGUGGCUAAUGAAAUGUUGGAGGGAGCUUUGAAGGAGAUGGAGGGCAGAGGGUUUGUGGAAUUGAGAGGUAUAUUUCAAAGAGGAUCUCUAAGUAACAUACUAGAGAGUGUAUUUGGAAGUGGCUUAGAAUUAGAAAAAGAAGAGUGCUUGGGCGAGAUGGUCAGAGAAGGGUACGAUCUCAUUGCAAAAUUUAAUUUGGAGGACCAUUUGCCUCUGAAGUUUUUAGACUUUCAGGGGGUAAAGAGAAAGUGCUACCGAUUGGCAGGUAAGGUUAAUAGUGUGGUGGGUGAGAUGGUAAAAGAAAGAAAAAGAGCUGGGGACUUCGGUGCUGGAAAUGAUUUUCUUAGUGCUUUGCUAUCCCUGCCCAUGGAGGAUCGACUAAGUGACUCGGACAUGGUAGCUGUCUUGUGGGAAAUGAUAUUUCGAGGAACAGAUAAUAUCUCCGUACUUCUCGAGUGGAUCAUGGCCAGGAUGGUUAUUCACCAAGACAUUCAAAAGAAAGUCCAAGAUGAGCUCGACACGUGCGUAGGCAAUCACAGGCAAGUUCAAGACUCCGAUAUUCCAAACCUCCCUUACCUUCAGGCCAUAGUCAAAGAAGUCCUCCGCAUGCACCCUCCAGGCCCAUUACUCUCGUGGGCCCGUCUUGCUGUCCACGAUGUCCACGUUGGAAAGAUUCUUGUGCCCGCUGGCACAACAACAAUGGUGAACAUGUGGGCCAUAACCCACGACCCAUCCAUUUGGAAUGAUCCAUGGGUCUUUAGACCCGAACGAUUUAUUGAGGAAGAGAUAUCCAUCAUGGGCUCUGAUCUAAGACUUGCACCAUUCGGAUCGGGUCGUAGGGUGUGUCCUGGCAGAGCACUAGGUUUAGCCACGGUGCAUUUGUGGCUCGGACGGCUUCUCCAUGAAUUUAAAUGGCUUCCAAUAGAAUCUGUAGAUCUUUCAGAAUGCUUGAAGCUCUCCCUUGAAAUGAAAAUGCCGUUGUCAUGUUGCAUGAUCCGUAGAUGUGACAUCAUGAGCAUAUGAAAAGCUAGUUGCAUGGUGUAAUUAGAAUAAUUUUGUGCAUGUGUGAAGGAAAAAAAUGGUGUGAUCGAUUAAGGUUGUAAGUCCAGUAGUGCUUAUGUGAUCAUGAAUUGGGGUUAGAAAGGGACUUAAUCCUCAAAGUACCUCAAGGUAUAUGCGUAGCAUAAGUUUAAGAAGACUAGUGUUUUUUAAUUA